UGGUAUACCAAUGGAGCUAUUUCAUAGUGAUCCAAUGCAGCGCCUCCUACUCACUGUCACCGAUGCCGUGUCAUGGGACAACGAUAUUUUCUCUGUGUACAAGGAAUGCAUUGUGAACAAGGACAAGCAUAAUCUGGUGCAUAUCAUCAGCGAGGAGCAGGGAUGCACCUACAGCAAGGCUGUGGAGUUCGCGAGACAAAUGAUCGAUGACACAAUUAUGGAUAUGGAGGCAGCAAUAUCAGAUCUGCGUAAGGCAGCUCCUGAAGGUGCGCUGCACGCAGUGGAGAAGUAUGCAUCGACAUGCCGCAAUUGGGUGUCAGGAUCACACGCGUGGCAUGCCAAAUCACUUCGCUACAAAGCUCACCCUUGAAAUCUGUCUCGGAUAAAUCACUCUGCCAAAUCGAGAGUCGGGCAAAUCAUCCCAUGCGUGUGCGACUGGUCCUCGAUCGUCUUAUCUAUAUUCUGCCGGCUUAUAUUCUCGUCCCUCCAAGCAGGAAAUCCAUCAGAAGCUUCGAGGAAUUUAAUCUCAUUUCCAUCCUCGAGGGGAUCGAAAUGAGAUUUAAUUCCAUCCUUAGCGGAAGAAGGUCCAGACGCUCUGUAGCCUGAUGUUGAAUGGCAACGUAACCAAUUCCAAUUUCAGUCUACAGGAUGUACUGCUGCUCCAUGGGUGGAGUGGUCAAACUCCUUUCUUCCCACAGGAUGCACAGGCUCCAUGGCAGAAUAAGUGCCACCAGAGAUCUCUCCCCAAAUCGUCAAUCUCUUACAACAUGACUAUCACACAGGAGCUGGAAUAAUAUCCCAUGUGAUAACCCAUGCACACGAAGUAGAACAGACGAUGUCUGAAGAAUGUGUCUGAAGAAUGUUCACUGGAGAAUGUUGUCUGGAUCUCCGCCCCAAACACUCGUCUUUACACUGGUAGAGUUUUUCCAAUCUCGUGUACAGUUUCUUCUCCACAGGUCAAGUAGAAAUUCAAUUCCUAGAACAUCAAUUCUCGAUAUUCAGCUCUGGCUAAUCACGUAGUCUUGCUACAAACUGCUGUGCGAAUACCUUGAUACGGAAUUGUUAAGCCACAUCUGAAUCGCACUUCUUCUUCUCGAUAUUAUUGCAUCGAAGGAGCCUCAGAUGAAGGUCUCAGAAAUCGGAAUCAAUGUUGUAACAAUGGACGUACUGUACUCUUUCACAUUUCGCAAAUUUAACCUUGUGUCCAUUUUGCUUGACUCUGCUGUGGAAGAGUUCAACGAGAGAAUAGGUUGACA
Molecule: messenger RNA, 1256 nt
Organism: Marchantia polymorpha subsp. ruderalis
Lineage: Eukaryota; Viridiplantae; Streptophyta; Marchantiopsida; Marchantiales; Marchantiaceae
Source: the annotation of a GenBank genome assembly